This is a messenger RNA of Anoplophora glabripennis (Asian longhorned beetle), 1972 nucleotides long. RefSeq names its product probable 4-coumarate--CoA ligase 3. The record is from RefSeq and is a predicted model, not a curated record. The transcript has 9 exons. Lineage: Eukaryota; Metazoa; Arthropoda; Insecta; Coleoptera; Cerambycidae. Gene Ontology annotation, molecular function: long-chain fatty acid-CoA ligase activity. Gene Ontology annotation, biological process: long-chain fatty acid metabolic process; fatty-acyl-CoA biosynthetic process. Gene Ontology annotation, cellular component: mitochondrion. The coding region runs from base 146 to 1870 and encodes 574 amino acids.
AGGGAAGAGAUUCUAUUAACCAUAAUUCGAUAUAUCAGUACGAAUUGCACUUCGUAAGCGAUUCGACAAAUACCUGUUUAAUCUACGGUUAUACUGGAGACUAAAUUUGAAUAUAUCCAAUUUCUUUGUUAGUGAAGUGAAAGCUAUGUCUGCAUUAAGGAGGUUAUUGUUUAUGAUGAGAGAGAAUGUAAUUUUAAAAAAGAAUAUCCGCAAUCUGUCGACAAACAAUCAUCAGGAUGUAAACAUUAUUAGUUCGCCGUGUGAAGAUGUGGAUAUCCCCAGUAUAACUAUACCCGAACUGAUAUAUUCCAGAAUUGAGAAAUUUAACAAAUUUACAGCAUCAGUAUGCGCAGAAACUCAUAGAAGUUAUACAUUCGAACAAUUGCGGGUAAAAGCUAGAAACCUGAGCAAAGCCCUUAGAAAGAUUUUGAAGCUGGAAAAGGGAGAUACCAUAGCCAUUUUACUGACAAAUUCCCCAGAAUAUCCAUUAUGUGUAUUGGGAUCUUUAGAAGCGGGGUUAGUUGUUACUACAAUCAAUCCUCUUUAUACACCAGAGGAAAUAUCAAGGCAAUUAUCGGAUUCUUCAUCAAAAGCAAUAAUAACUUUUGCAGAUUUAUACGCUACCGCAAAGUCUGCAGCUAACUUAUCAAAACGACAACUGCCUAUAGUGACAAUCAAAUCAAAGAAUGAUGAGCUUUUACCCGAAGGGGCAAUAAUUUUUAAUGAGCUUCUGGAUAGUAAAAUCGAUCUUCCAGACUUUCAACCAGGAAGUGCAGACGACAUCGCCAUCCUACCAUAUUCCAGCGGGACAACAGGGUUACCAAAGGGAGUACAACUAACACACAGAAAUAUCGUUUCAAAUAUUCACCAAGCAACGUGCCCAGAUCUGGACUUCUCCCUACCACCAACAGAUAACUUUCAAGACAUAAUUCCUGCAGUUUUACCAAUGUUCCACAUUUAUGGGCUUACUGUCACUAUGUUUGCCGCCUUAAAUAGCGGAUGUAGAACAAUCACUCUCAGCAAAUUCACCCCUGAUCUUUAUAUAUCGGUUUUAAAAAAUUAUAAAACUAGCAUAAUAUAUGCCGCACCUCCUUUAGUAUUAUUCCUGACAUUGCAUCCCGGAGUGAAAAAAGAGUAUCUGGAAAGUGUUAGAAUAGUUUCUUCGGGAGCGGCGCCCUUAGGGGCGUUAGAUGAGGAACGAUUCUUACAGAAAUCUCCAAAGAAUACUAAGAUAGUCCAAGGUUACGGUCUUACCGAGACGUCUCCGGUAGUAACAGUGUGCUCCGUCAAACUAUUUGAACAAGGAAAAGCAACCGGAUCCAUAGGACAAUUAGUUCCUAAUACCUUGGCAAAAAUUGUAGCGAUUGAUGACGGCACAGGUAAACCCUUGGGACCUCAUCAACCUGGUGAACUGUUAGUUAAAGGACCACAAGUGAUGAAGAAUUACCACAAUAAAGAAGAAGAAACAAGAAAUGCAUUUCUGGAUGGCUGGUUCCGAACUGGAGACCUGGGGCACUACAACGAAGAUGGUGCAUUCUAUAUUACAGACAGACUCAAAGAACUUAUAAAAGUGAAGGGCUUCCAGGUAGCUCCCGCAGAACUGGAGGAAAUCAUCAGGGACUUCCCUGCCGUGGACGACGCCGCAGUCAUAGGCGUAGCCCACGACAGUUAUGGAGAACUUCCGAGAGCUUACGUCGUUCCCAAAAAAGGCGAAAUCCUGAAAGCCGCGGAACUAGCUGAAUACGUGGCUGAAAAGGUGGCAUCGUACAAGCAAUUAAAGGGUGGCAUCGAGAUCGUUGAUAGUAUUCCGAAGAAUUCAGCUGGAAAGAUUUUAAGACGUCAGUUAAAAUUGGCGUAUGAAAGAAAAUGAUUGAGCGCAACGAUUUAAUGUUUUUUUUUAUUAUGUGUAUUAUUGCUGUUUUUAUAAAGUGUAUAUUUCAGGAAAGCUAAUUUUUCCAAUUAAAUAAGAUUA